AUGGCCGCCCCCGAAGUGCACCACCUCUUCCACCACCCCAUCGCCGACCACUCCUUCUCGGCCGACCGCCAGACGCUCGCCGUGGCCCGCGACACCCACGUCGACUUGUACGCAAGGUCCGGCAGCACCUUCAAGCUGCAGGACGAGCUGACGGGCCACGACAAGACGGUCACGGGCGUCGACAUCGCCCCCAACAGCCGCAAGAUCGUCACGUGCUCCCAGGACCGCAACGCCUACGUCUGGGAGCCCUCGCCCCAGGGCUGGAAGCCCACCCUCGUCCUGCUGCGCAUCAACCGCGCCGCCACCUGCGUCCGCUGGGCCCCCUCGGAGACCAAGUUCGCCGUCGGCUCCGGCGCCCGCCUGAUCCCCGUCUGCUACUUCGAGCAGGAGGACAACUGGUGGGUCUCCAAGCACAUCAAGAAGCCCAUCCGCUCCACCGUCACCGCCGUCGCCUGGCACCCCAACUCGGUCCUGCUGGCUGCCGGCUCCACCGACGGCCACGCCCGCGUCCUGUCCUCGUUCGUCAAGGGCGUCGACCCCCGCCCGGAGCCCUCGGCCUGGGGCGAGCGCCUGCCCUUCAACACCGUCUGCGGCGAGUUCCUCAACAACACCGCCGGCUGGGUCCACAGCGUCGCCUUCUCGCCCUCGGGCAACGCCCUGGCCUUUGCCUCGCACGACAGCACCCUCACCGUCGUCUACCCCUCGGCCCCGGACCAGCCCCCGAGCGCCGUCGUCAGCAUCAGCACCCAGGUCCUGCCCUUCAUGUCGCUCGUCUGGAGCGCCGAGGACGAGAUCAUCGCCGCCGGCUACAACUGCGAGGCCUACCGUCUGCACGGCUCCGAGCAGGGCUGGCAGCUCGCCGGCUCGCUCGAGACCAAGGGCCGCCCUGGCCUGGCCGAGGCCCGCGACGAGAGCGCCUUCAACAUGUUCCGCCAGAUGGACCUCAAGGGCAAGAGCUCCGCCGACGACACCAAGCUCAACACCGUCCACCAGAACACCAUCAGCACCAUCCGCAGCUACCAGGAGACCGCCGGCAAAGUCACCCAGAUCAGCUCGAGCGGUGUGGAUGGAAGGGUAGUCAUUUGGAACCUCUAA
Molecule: messenger RNA, 1095 nt
Organism: Ascochyta rabiei
Lineage: Eukaryota; Fungi; Ascomycota; Dothideomycetes; Pleosporales; Didymellaceae
Product: ARP2/3 actin-organizing complex subunit Sop2
Exons: 1
Coding region: 1-1095 (364 amino acids)
Biological process (GO): Arp2/3 complex-mediated actin nucleation
Cellular component (GO): Arp2/3 protein complex; actin cytoskeleton
Molecular function (GO): actin filament binding
Source: RefSeq, a predicted model, not a curated record